Molecule: messenger RNA, 1416 nt
Organism: Apodemus sylvaticus (European woodmouse)
Lineage: Eukaryota; Metazoa; Chordata; Mammalia; Rodentia; Muridae
Product: keratin-associated protein 16-1-like
Exons: 2
Coding region: 1-1416 (471 amino acids)
Source: RefSeq, a predicted model, not a curated record
AUGACAGUGCAGCAGUGUGCAGUGCAGUGCAUCAGUGCCCAUGACAGUGUGCCAGGGCCCAGCAGAGUGCAUCAGUGUGCAGUGCAGUGCAUCAGUGCCCAGUGCAGUACAUCAGUGUCCAGUGCAGUGCAUCAGUGCCUAGUGCAGUACAUCAGUGGCCAGUGUAGUGCAUCAGUGCCCAGUGCAGUGCAUCAGUGUCCAGUGCAGUGCAUCAGUGUCCAGUGCAGUGCAUCAGUGUCCAGUGCAGUGCAUCAGUGUCCAGUGCAGUGCAUCAGUGUCCAGUGCAGUGCAUCAGUGUCCAGUGCAGUGCAUCAGUGCCCAGUGCAGUGCAUCAGUGCCCAGUGCAGUGCAUCAGUGCCCAGUGCAUGCCCAGUGCAGUGCAUCAGUGCUCAGUGCAGUGCAUCAGUGCCCAGUGCAGUGCAUCAGUGUCCAGUGCAGUGCAUCAGUGCUCAGUGCAGUGCAUCAGUGUCCAGUGCAGUGCAUCAGUGUCCAGUGCAGUGCAUCAGUGUCCAGUGCAGUGCAUCAGUGUCCAGUGCAGUGCAUCAGUGUCCAGUGCAGUGCAUCAGUGCCCAGUGCAGUGCAUCAGUGCUCAGUGCAGUGCAUCAGUGUCCAGUGCAGUGCAUCAGUGUCCAGUGCAGUGCAUCAGUGUCCAGUGCAGUGCAUCAGUGUCCAGUGCAGUGCAUCAGUGUCCAGUGCAGUGCAUCAGUGCCCAGUGCAGUGCAUCAGUGCUCAGUGCAGUGCAUCAGUGUCCAGUGCAGUGCAUCAGUGUCCAGUGCAGUGCAUCAGUGUCCAGUGCAGUGCAUCAGUGUCCAGUGCAGUGCAUCAGUGUCCAGUGCAGUGCAUCAGUGCCCAGUGCAGUGCAUCAGUGCUCAGUGCAGUGCAUCAGUGUCCAGUGCAGUGCAUCAGUGUCCAGUGCAGUGCAUCAGUGUCCAGUGCAGUGCAUCAGUGUCCAGUGCAGUGCAUCAGUGUCCAGUGCAGUGCAUCAGUGUCCAGUGCAGUGCAUCAGUGCCCAGUGCAGUGCAUCAGUGCCCAGUGCAGUACAUCAGUGUCCAGUGCAGUGCAUCAGUGCCUAGUGCAGUACAUCAGUGUCCAGUGCAGUGCAUCAGUGCCCAGUGCAGUGCAUCAGUGCCCAGUGCAGUACAUCAGUGUCCAGCGCAGUUCAUCAGUGCUCAGUGCAUUUAUCAGUGCACAGUGAAGUGCAUCAGUGACCAGGACAGUGCAUCAGUGCCCAGUGCAGUGCAUCAGUGUCCAGUGCAGUGCAUCAGUGUCCAGUGCAGUGCAUCAGUGCCCAGUGCAGUGCAUCAGUGCCUAGUGCAGUGCAUCAGUGCCCAGUGCAGUGCAUCAGUGCCCAGUGCAGUGCAUCAGUGCCCAGUGAGGUGCUUAAGUACCCAGGACAGUGCAUCAUCCUCUUCUUAA